Messenger RNA from Aspergillus pseudotamarii, 1304 nucleotides. Its product is annotated as CaiB/BaiF CoA transferase family protein. Bases 48 to 1304 code for a protein of 418 amino acids. Gene Ontology annotation, molecular function: catalytic activity. The transcript has a single exon. NCBI's taxonomy places the organism in Eukaryota, Fungi, Ascomycota, Eurotiomycetes, Eurotiales, Aspergillaceae. The record is from RefSeq and is a predicted model, not a curated record.
CUGUAGACACAUCUCUGCCCAGAUAACUGUCAUUAAUCUAUCACAGAAUGGCUCCCUUGCGACCGCUAUCUCAGGCGUUGUAUCCUCGGAUAUCAGGCGCUCGGAGCGUUUCAACCAAGACCUCCCCAAAGGGACCCCUUUCUGGCAUCACAGUGGUUAGCCUUGAACAGGCCAUUGCAGCUCCAUUCUGUACGCGGCAACUGGCAGACCUUGGGGCUCGUGUCAUUAAAAUUGAGCGACCUGGUGUGGGGGACUUUGCACGGAAUUACGACACUCGCGUCAACGGUCUUGCAUCGCACUUCGUCUGGACAAAUCGGUCGAAGGAAAGUCUCGCAUUAGACCUCAAGAAGCCACGCGAUCAUGGGGUCCUAAUGCGCCUGCUGGGUAAAGCCGAUGUCCUAGUUCAGAACUUGGCUCCCGGAGCCAGUGCACGGCUAGGACUGUCCCAUGAAGAGCUUAAGAAGAAGCAUCCCUCACUGAUUGUGUGCAAUAUCUCCGGGUACGGACCAGAUGGCCCGUAUCGUGAUAAGAAGGCCUACGACUUGCUUAUACAAAGCGAGGCAGGCAUGCUUUCUGUUACAGGGGCCGCUCAAGAGCCUGCUAAAGUAGGCAUUUCUAUCGCGGAUAUUUCUGCCGGAAGCUACGCGUACUCUAAUAUUCUGGCGGCUAUCAUUCAAAGGGGGAAUGACCCUGAGAAGCGUGGGUGUAACAUCGAUAUCUCAAUGUUGGAGAGUAUGGUCGAAUGGAUGGGAUUUCCGCUGUACUAUACCUACCAGAACGCACCGAGACCGACACCAACGGGAGCCUCGCACGCUGCGGUCUACCCGUAUGGACCAUUUGAAACGGGGGAUGGAAAAUCCGUCAUGCUGGGGAUCCAGAAUGAACGUGAAUGGGUCAAUUUCUGUGAGAAGGUUCUGUCUCUGCCAGGUUUGGCGACAGAUGAACGGUUUGUCAACAACUCCCUUCGAUCGCAGAACCGGGAUGCGCUUAAGGGCAUCAUUUGCGAGGUGUUCUCAUCUUUGACCGCGGAGAAAGUGGUUACUCUCUUGGACGAGGCCGCCAUUGCCAAUGGUAAUGUCAACGAUAUGCAGGGUGUUUGGGAACACCCACAGCUCAAAGCGCGUGAUCGGUGGACUGAGGUUUCCACUCCGGCUGGCAUCGUCCCGGCUUUGCUGCCACCGGGACUAACUCAAGGGGAACCUGGUAGAUUCUCAGCCAGAAUGGACGCAGUUCCGGAUGUUGGAGAACAUAAUGCGGCGAUCCUGGCCGAGUUGGGAAUUGAUGAUGCGGGGAAGGAUUCAUAA